Pungitius pungitius (ninespine stickleback) is the source of this 5352-nucleotide messenger RNA. RefSeq names its product E3 ubiquitin-protein ligase UHRF2-like. Bases 201 to 2960 code for a protein of 919 amino acids. The transcript has 16 exons. Gene Ontology annotation, molecular function: ubiquitin protein ligase activity; protein binding. The record is from RefSeq and is a predicted model, not a curated record. Gene Ontology annotation, biological process: protein ubiquitination; negative regulation of gene expression via chromosomal CpG island methylation. NCBI's taxonomy places the organism in Eukaryota, Metazoa, Chordata, Actinopteri, Perciformes, Gasterosteidae.
CUUGGCGCCGCGACCUCAUGUGAGACACCUCCUGCCCGAAGCCAGUCCGACGUUACCUCUGCAGAGGAAAACGCAAUGGAGCCCUGAAUAUUUCUCAAUUCUACCCGAUUACACCCCCCCUCCAGGGCAAAAACAGCACCCGUGUCCGCAAGGCUGCUUCAUCUGAUAUUUAUUUGAGGCUUAAACAGGGCGGUGCAACGAUGUGGAUCCAGGUUCGCACCAUAGACGGGAAGGAGACGCGAACCGUUGAGGAUCUCUCUCGAUUGACCAAAAUUGAGUCUUUGCGUUUGAAAAUACAGGAGAUCUUCAGCGUGAGCCCGCAUCAGCAGCGCCUGUUCUAUCGAGGGAAGCAGAUGGAAGAUGGCCAGACGCUGUUUGACUACAACGUGGGACUCAAUGACAUCGUCCAGCUGCUGAUUCGCUCACAGACCGACGCUCCGGACAGCCCCGCCGCCAAGGACUCCUCUGUGGCCUGUGGUUCAGGCCCCCCCUCUGACCCCAGGUCAGAAAGCCGCAAUUCCCCGGCUCCCGCCUCCCCCGUUGCUAUGGAAGCAGCCACCAAUAUAGACAAUGACUGCGGCAGCGUUGCUACCAGCACUGUAAACGAUACCAAGCCGGACACCAGCACUACCAGUAACUCGGCCAGUUCCAAGAACGGGUUCAAGUCCUCCAGUCCGCCGUCGGACAUUCAGCCGCCCACAUCCAGCAGAAACGCACUCGUCGACCCAGGAAUUGGUGUGUACAAGAUUAAUGAGCUGGUGGACUGCAGAGACGUCAGCAUCGGGGCCUGGUUCGAGGCGUGCCUCGAAAAUGUGACGCACGCUCCCAAAGGACAGAUAAUGCCCACCAAGGGCAAGGUGGGUCGGCCCCCGAAAAGGACUAAUGGAAAGUUGGAGGCCAAUCAGGGGCCGGCCCACGGCCAGGGCCAGACCACGGACAGUAACCGGAAUAACGUUGGGUUGAGCUCCGAGAGUAACGGAGCCUCCACCUCUCAGACGGACUCUACGGCGGCUACAGCGAGCAAGGAGAGAGAAGAGGAUGUCAUUUACCACAUUAAAUAUGAAGACUACCCAGAGAACGGCGUGGUGGAGAUGCGGCCGGUGGACGUGAGGCCGCGUGCGAGGACCCUGCUGCGGUGGGACGAGCUCCAGGUGGGCGCGCGCGUCAUGGUCAACUACAACAUGGAGACGCCGGACGAGAGGGGCUUCUGGUUCGACGGCGAGGUGCAGACCGUCAACCAAGCCUCCCGCACCAACAGGGAGCUGAGAGUCAAGAUCCUCCUGGGGGGUCCUGGAGAUGUGAUCGGCGAUUGUAAAGUUCAGUUCCUGGACGAAAUCUACCAGGUGGAGGCGCCGGGCGCUCGGGCGCUCUCCGCUUCCGAUGGACAGUUCAAACGGAAGAGCGGGCCGGAGUGCAAGCACUGCAAGGCUGACCCCGAAGCCGAGUGCCGCUUCUGCUCCUGCUGUGUGUGCGGCGGGAAGCAAGAUGCUCACAUGCAGCUGCUGUGCGACGAGUGUAACAUGGCGUUCCACAUCUACUGCCUCAACCCGCCGCUGGCCACCAUCCCAGAUGACGAGGACUGGUACUGUCCCACCUGUAAGAACGACACCAAUGAGGUUGUAAAAGCAGGAGAGAAGCUCAAAGCCAGUAAAAAGAAGGCCAAGAUGCCCUCAGCGACUACCGAGAGUCAAAGGGACUGGGGAAAGGGUAUGGCCUGUGUGGGGCGGACCAAGGAGUGCACAAUCGUUCCAUCAAACCACUAUGGACCCAUUCCCGGCGUUCCUGUUGGAACCACGUGGAAAUUCAGAGUUCAGGUGAGCGAGGCGGGCGUUCACAGGCCGCAUGUUGGUGGUAUCCACGGGCGCAGUAACGAUGGCUCCUAUUCGCUGGUGUUGGCUGGGGGCUUUGAGGACGAAGUGGACCGGGGGGAUGAGUUCACUUACACGGGCAGUGGGGGUCGUGACCUCUCAGGAAACAAAAGAAUCGGAGAGCACUCCUUUGACCAGACUCUGACGCACAUGAACAGGGCGCUGGCCUUAAACUGCGAUGCACCUCUGAACGACAAAGACGGCGCCGAGUCCAGGAACUGGCGGGCCGGAAAGCCGGUGAGAGUGGUGCGCAGUUCCAAAGGUCGACGCAUCAGCAAAUACGCCCCUGAGGAGGGAAACCGCUACGAUGGUAUUUACAAGGUCGUUAAGUACUGGCCAGAGAUCGGGAAGUGUGGCUACCUGGUGUGGAGGUACCUACUCAGACGGGACGAUCUGGAACCGGCGCCCUGGACGCCCGAAGGACUGGAGAGGAUAAAGAAACUGGGCCUUUCAGUUCAGUAUCCGCCCGGCUACCUGGCGGCCAUGGCUAACAAAACAAAGAAGGAGGCCUGCGCCAGACCCGGCCGCGGCGGCCGCGGGAAGCACUACCCCGGGAGGGGGAGGCCGCGGAGACGCAAGAUCGAGGAGAAAGAAGAGAACGAGGAGGAGGACGACGAAGAGGAGCAGCCGAUGGCAAGUGUGGAAGCAGAGGAGCCACAGAGUAACGGAGAGCAGAAGACCACCAGGGAGAGAGCAGAGUCGUCACCGGCGGCAGAGCCUCCCCCUAAAAAGGUGAAGACGGAGGAGACGUUCCAGCUGUCGGAGCAGCAGCAGCAGUUGAUCCGCGAGGACACGGCCAACAAGAAACUCUGGGAUGAAGCCAUGGGAUACCUCAAAGAGGGACCGAACUUCCUGCAGAAGAUGGAGCCCAUCUUCAUGUGCGUGUGCUGCCAGGAGCUGGCCUUCCAGCCCAUCACCACCGCCUGCUCGCACAACGUCUGCAAGACCUGUCUACAGCGGUCGUUCCGAGCCCAGGUGUACACCUGCCCCGCCUGCCGCCACGACUUGGGCAAAGACUACGUCAUGUCCCAGAACGCGACGCUGCAGGUGCUGCUCGACCAGUUCUAUCCCGGCUACAGCAAGGGCCGGUGAGGUCGGGGGACCCCGUUUCUUAAGUAGACCUCUGUCUACUGUGCACCCGUGUACCGAGUACCUAGGACUCCACUUUAAAAUGCAUCGCGCACCCAUACUGUACUUAUACCCACGGGCCAAUGUGUAUUGCAUAUACAGCCAUUUAUGUAUACAAUCAUUCUUACACAAACAACCUCAGUAGGGACUGACCUCAUCUUUUAAACCUAGACUGUCUGCAUUAACAUCACCAGCCAGAAAUUUUUAAAAAAGGACUUCUUUUUUUUUUUUUAACCCUCGCUACUCCUGGCCCAACAAACGCACACGAAGCGCACAAAAGGAGCCUCGGUUCACACGCACUUGACACCUCACGUUAGGCCUCCACUGUGUUCGUCACUGGUUCUAUCAAUUUGACAUAGAGCGAGUUAUUUGAGGGGAAAUUCCUCCCUGGGAAUAUCAUGAAAUCCGCCAUCAGACUCCUGCCAACCUAAGAUCUUUUCUUUUUUUUUUGUACCCCUGUAUGUGUUCACACCAAAUCGAAAACCCGAAAUCUUACUCAGCUGGUGAAUAAAGGUGCCAGUUUAAAACAGUGAUUCAGGCACAAACCCUCCCCCCCCACCCUGUCAUAGUAAGAUAAAAAGGUGCACAAGGUUUUUGGACUUUGGCGCACUCGAUCACUAACGUGUCUCGUGCUGCGUAACCGCCCGUCAUGCAGUGUGUGAGCGGUCUGAUAAUGUCAUGAUAUGUUUUCCAGUCCACCUGUAGGACGAGAGUGCCUUGUAGCACAGACUAUCAAAAACUGUUAAGUAGCAAAGGUUGGCAUCUGAUACCCUAAUGUUGCUAACUUAUUCUUUUUAGUCAGAAAUCUACUGAUUUUAGCAUUUUUUUAUUUUCAUUUAGUAUUUUCGAGUUCUCACAUGGUUUCCUACGUUAAGAUUAAGUUGAAUAGCUGCAAUCCUAUUUUGUUUAUUGGGAAAUACGGUUAGCAUUCCUCAAAGUUGAGCAUCACCUUUUUUUUCUCACUGAAAAUCCGGAAAAAUGUAAACAAUACCCAUCCUAACAUGGCACUUCUUAGGUUUUAGAGGUUUUAAAUAGUGCAUGGGAGAGCGUUCACGGAUGUAUAGGAGAAGGACACGUACACCAUUGAAUGUUUCACCAGGGAGCGUGAGUCAGUAAAAAUAUGUGAAUGUACAAGGUUGAGUUUGAAUUAAUCACUGCAGCCUACAGUCAGAACUUCCAAUCUGAAAAUCCAGAAAAAAAGGAAACCUUUGAGAGUAGUUUAGGUCCAACUGUUGAAUACGUAGAUCCUAAAUACGUAAAAAAAACGGGAUCUGAAUUCUUGACAACAGAAAGAAUCUUUUUUUUUUUUAAGAUAAUGCCAAAUGUUGAGUUUUCUGCCCACGACAGUUGGCCAGAGGUGAAUGUUUUCUCAUGUAAAUCACCAGUUGGAGAGAGCAAGAACUGGUGGUCGGUGGUAAAAAGCUAAACACCAAUAAGAGGAACUAUUUUAUUCAUCUAUCAGAUGCCACAUGAAAAUACAAAUAGGGAGGGAAUGGCAGCUAUGAAUGGCCCUUAAACACUACUUAUGCUCAGCCUUUCUUAUUUCUUACCCUUCAGUGGAUUCCAACGCAUCGAGGAAACCCCCCCCCCCCCCACGUAUCUUUGAGACGUCCCACAUGAAUGACAUCAUAGGAAUACGAAGAGCGACCAGUCAGUCGUAAUGCUACAAAUUACAAUACGUGUUGAUUCCAAUUUGUCUCAUCCCUUUCUUCAUAAGUCCUUUCUUCUCCGUAGUCACACACAGUCGCAUCUGACAACGUGCCGCUCACAUCUGAGGAUGUACGCGGCGCCCCCACAUGAGCUCACUUAUCUCCACGUUUUCACCUUUAGAUAUAUUAUGCAGCCCGAGUUAGAAAACGGGCUUUUCCGAUUUACAUCUUCUUCUUUUUUUUUUUUUUUUUUUUAGUGCUGAUGUGGUACUUAAAAUGUUCCCGGUUGGCAGGUCCGAUGGCGCCUAAUGCAGAACAUAGCAGCACCCUCUCUGCACCCAAUUCCACACGACGCACCUGGAACAGUUUCCACACUUGAGUCGGCUUCGUCGCAAAAACAAAAAAAAAACAGCCCCUCGCCCCGGCGUCCCGCGCACCGCAUGACGCUGACGUUGGCGGCAUCGGGCCGUUGGCGUUCAGGCCCGCUUUCAUGGGCCCGGCUGUUCCUUUUGUUUGCGGUGACGUCCUCGUUUUUCUGUUCACUCGGUCAGGAUUUUGUUCCUUUUUUUUUGUUUUUGUCGACAACAUGCAAAGUACAAACGCUUCUAUGGUCUUAUAAAGCUAACUGUGAUGUGCAUUACUUCCACUGUUGCUCAAUCGUGUUCCGAGAUGACUUUAAUAGCCCUUGUUUCUUUCUCCGCUGUGAC